Molecule: messenger RNA, 2256 nt
Organism: Rotaria sp. Silwood2
Lineage: Eukaryota; Metazoa; Rotifera; Eurotatoria; Philodinida; Philodinidae
Source: the annotation of a GenBank genome assembly
AUGUAUUCAUCAACAUUAAAUUGUCCAUGUUCACGAUUUUCAAUGUCUCAUGCUAGAAUAAUGUCUCUUAUUCCUCGUUAUCAUUCGAUAUGUUCGAGUGAAUUUAUAAAAGAUAAUUGGUUAUCAUAUUUCGAUCGUGUAGAAUAUAAUGUUAGUGGUGUUGAAUUUUUAUCACCUGAUUUUCGAGUUGGUGGUCGAUCAUUUUUUGAACUAAUGAGUACAUUAUGUAAAGUAUCCCAAGAAAAAAUUGAAAAUGCAUUAAAAGUAUUUCGAUCGAAUCGAUUAGUUACUAUGCAUGUCUUAUCACCUGCACAAUUUAAUAUUGAAACAAUGGCACGUUUAAAACGAUUAGAACAACGAACUGUAAGUUCUUUUGAUAGUCUAAUUCAAUUAAUGCGUUCUGCUAUUAAAACCAAUCAAUUAGCUGAAGACAUGUUCACAGCUACUGCACCUACUUCAACAUAUAAUAACAAAACAUCACGAUGGUCAUUCUUUUUGCGAUCGAGAAAUUUUUAUACGAAUUCAUGUUCAUGUGCUUCAUCUAAUGAAUGUAGACGUCCAACUGGUUUUUAUUUUCAAACGAAUAAAGUCGCUGAUGAACCCAUUAUAACCAUACCCGGUUUAUAUCUUGGUUGUUAUAUAAUUGAUUCACUUCUUUUAUCUACAUUUGAAUGUUUAUAUGAAAAAAAUUGUAUCAGACUUCUUAUUGAUAAUUACAAUUUUGAUGUUGUUGGUUUAGUCCGAUCGCUGGAAGAAAAUGUUGCUCAAAUACAACCACUUCAGCAUGAAAAUAGUCGUUUUUAUCCGAAUACAACAAUAAGUGAGAUUGUUUCGGAAGCAUUUGUCGAAGAUUGGAUUAAUUCAACGAAUUAUACGUCAUAUUAUAAACGAUGUGCACCUUCACAAUGCACUUAUACUGUACAAAAACGUGUGAAUAUUGAUAUUUUAAUUAUAAUGCUUGGAUUUUAUGGAGGAUUAACAGUAAUUUUACAAAUUAUCUUGCCAUUACUUGUAGGAAUAUUCUUACAAGAAUGGUCCAAACGCAAACAAAAAUCAAAUUCAACAGCUAAUCCAAACGAUCUUGCAGCGAAUCCAAUAAUGAAUUCUCCAUGUUCUUCUUCAAAAAGACCUAAUCGUGCUUCCUAUCAAAUGCUCAAAAGACUGUCAUCAGUGAAUAUAUUUGUACAGCAUACGACCUUGAUAGACAAACAAUACCAAGAUCAAGAAAUUAUUGCUUCUCGCAUUUAUAUAUUUCUAUUUAUAAUAUGUAUAAUUGCUGUCAUUAUCUAUUAUGGUCCAUUGAAUCAAGAAACAGAAGUUGUUAAAAUAAAAUAUCCAACAAUGGAUGUUGUCAACAAUCUUCAUGAAAAGAACCUUUCAAGUCUCUCAUGUCCUUGCUCAAAAGUAGCUAUUCCCUAUUCAAGAAUUUUAUCCAUAAAACCCGAAUAUCAUUCAAUAUGCUCAAAUGAAUAUAUUUCUUCAUCAAGUGUCAUUAAUUUAAAAAAAAGUGACAGUAAUGUAUCAGCAUCAUUAAAUGCUCACUAUCGUUUGUUGUCCUCAUUAUGUGAGUCAUCUCAUCGUUUUAUUGACAAUGCUAAAGAAAUAUUAGAUACAUAUGAACUCAUUACUGUAGAAACAUUAACUCAUUCUUCAUUUGAUAUUCAAAUACAAUCGUUAAUAUCGAAAUUUAUUACUCAAAUUCCAGCUAAUUAUCGCCGUACUCUUUCAUUUAUAGUUGGUUCAUUUAGUGUUAAUCAAUUAUUACAUCGUUUCAGAACGAAUUGGUUAAUUGAUUUUAGUGAUGAAAAUGAACAAUAUCUAUUGAAAACGUUUCCACGAAAUUUUUCAUUAUUAAAUUGUAGCUGUGCAAUCUCAUCAGAUUGUAGUGAACCAUUGGUCGCAGAUAUUGUUACUGGUUGUUUUCCAUAUGAUGGAUUUCGUUUAUCAAAAUCUGAAAAUUUUUCAUUGGGAGUGUUAAGUGAUCAAUUAUUUGUAGAAGCAUGGAAAAAUGGUAGUAAUUAUACAACUUAUUUUCAAACAUGUCAGCCAUUAGAAUGUCAAUAUACAUUACCAAAUAAUAAGCUGUUAAUUAUAUUAAUAAAUCUUUUGGGCUUGUACGGAGGUUUAACAUAUGGUUUACGUUUGAUUGUUCAUGAAUCAUUACUUGCUUAUCGGUGGCGGACAAAAAAUAUAACAAAAAAUAAAACACAAACGAAACUAGUUGAAAAGUACUCGUAUGGAAUCAUAAAAUUAUAA